AUGUCUUAUAACAAGCCUACAAGCCCUCCCCCUUCCUACCCACAACCAGCCUACGGCAACCAAGGCGGCUAUCAAUCCCCGCCUCCCCAAGGCGCCGCAGGUGAUUACUACGGCGGAGGCCAAGGAGGCCAAGGAUACUACGGUCAACAGCAACAAGGCUACCCCCAACAACAGCAGGGAUACUAUGGCCAACAGCAAAACAUGUACUAUCCCCCGCAGCAGGGCUACCCACCUCAACAGCAAGGCGCAUACGGCGGCGGUGAUCGAUUUGGAGGAGGCGGCGGUGGUCGUGGAGGCUCCGGAGCUGGUGGUAUCUGUGCAGGUAUAAUGGCCGCGAUGGCUUGUUGCUGCUGCUUGGAUAUCUUGUUCUAA
Penicillium angulare is the source of this 372-nucleotide messenger RNA. RefSeq lists its product as uncharacterized. The record is from RefSeq and is a predicted model, not a curated record. Bases 1 to 372 code for a protein of 123 amino acids. The transcript is spliced from 2 exons. NCBI's taxonomy places the organism in Eukaryota, Fungi, Ascomycota, Eurotiomycetes, Eurotiales, Aspergillaceae.